Messenger RNA from Hermetia illucens (black soldier fly), 2290 nucleotides. It is a transcript of the gene Npl4, whose product is annotated as nuclear protein localization protein 4 homolog. The transcript is spliced from 10 exons. Gene Ontology annotation, molecular function: ubiquitin protein ligase binding; ubiquitin binding. Gene Ontology annotation, cellular component: nucleus. Bases 176 to 2038 code for a protein of 620 amino acids. The record is from RefSeq and is a predicted model, not a curated record. Gene Ontology annotation, biological process: ubiquitin-dependent protein catabolic process. NCBI's taxonomy places the organism in Eukaryota, Metazoa, Arthropoda, Insecta, Diptera, Stratiomyidae.
AAAUGACAGUGCAUGCUGAAUUGACGGCAGUACAUUGGCAAAAAUUUAAAACGAAUCUGUCCGGAUGACGGUGGAUGCUCCGCAAGUUGUACGACGAUUUCACUGAAUAUAGUCGCUGUGUAUUUGACUCCGUAAGGACCCCGCUGCAUGUUCACAUAACUGGCUGCAGAACACAAUGUCUAAACCAAGGGAGAUUCUUCUUCGGAUUCAGUCUCCAGAAGGCGUCAAGCGCAUUGAAAUAACCCAAACUGCAACAUUACGUGAUUUAUAUGAGGCCGUGUUCAAAGCCUUUGGACUGAACGAUUAUGGAUUUGCCAUUUUCAAGGAACGCAACUUCACAAAAGAGCUGGCAUCGAGUCGUUCUCAAACAGUUUCAGUGUGCAAUCUCAAACAUGGUGACAUGCUUUAUAUGAAGUUCAUUUCCGGUUCAUCUCAAAAAUCGAGCGCUGCAUUGCCAGAUGCUAUUUCCGACCAACCAAAACAAAUAGCAAUAAGCCAAUCUUCGACGGACUUAAAGCAAAAUUAUAAAAAUAAUGAAUUAGAGGAAGAUGAAGUGGAUCUAAUUUUGUCUAAAAUGGAUGGGCGAAUUCAGCGUAGCCGUGAUAACAAAUUAUGUCGUCAUAAUUCAAAUGGAUGUUGUGUUCAUUGCUCAGCCCUUGAACCAUAUGACGAAAACUAUUUGAAAGAGCAUAACAUAAAGCACUUAUCCUUUCAUUCGUACUUAAGAAAACAAAUGUCAGGAAUCGAUCGUGGAAAGUAUGUGGCAUUUGAAGACAUAAAUUGUCGAAUAAAGAGUGGCUGUAGAGAUCACCCGCCUUGGCCCAAAGGUAUUUGCUCCAAGUGUCAGCCGUCUGCAAUCACAUUGAAUAGACAAAUUUAUCGGCAUGUGGACAACGUCAUGUUUGAAAAUGCAUCACUGGUUGAUCGAUUUCUUAAUUACUGGCGAGUAACAGGCCACCAAAGGUUGGGAUUCUUAUUUGGAACUUAUGAAGUCUAUCCUGAUGUUCCCUUGGGCAUUCGUGCUCGAGUUGCAGCUAUUUAUGAACCGCCACAAGAAAGCACUCGUGAUUCGAUUAAACUUCUAGAUGAUGAGCAUGAAGCUGAGGUCGAUGCCUUGGCAAGAGCUUUAGGCUUGAAAAGAGUUGGAUGGAUUUUUACCGAUUUAAUAGGCGAAGAAGAUUCUUCAGGCAACGUAAAACACGUCAGAGGAAUUGAAACACAUUUCCUAACAGCACAAGAAUGUAUAAUGGCUGGAUAUUUGCAAAAUAAAUAUCCAAAUGUCUGUAAGCAGUCGCCAAGAGGGAUUUUGGGAUCGAAAUUCGUUACUGUCUGCGUCACAGGAGAUGCUGAAAAACAGAUCAAAAUGGAAGGAUAUUCAGUAUCCGCACAAUGUAUGGCGUUGGUAAGAGAUAAUUGCUUAGUUCCAACAAAAGAUGUUCCAGAGUUAGGAUAUGUUCGUGAAUCAACUGAUAAGCAAUUCGUUCCUGAUGUUUAUUAUAAGGAAAAGGACCAAUAUGGGAAUGAAGUUCAACGCCUAGCCCGUCCUCUACCUGUUGAAUAUCUCCUAGUGGAAGUGCCUGCCACUACUCCUGUAACGCCUGUCUACACAUUCACAGCGAGCAAUGUUAACGAAUCAUUUCCAAUUGAGAAUCGAUACUUGGAAGGUCAUUUACAAGAUUUCGGAGCUCUUAGCGCAUAUUUAUCACGUUGGGACGCGAAUGACUUCCUUGAUGCUAUAUCCGAUUUCCAUCUUCUAAUUUAUCUCUAUAAAAUGGAUGUAGUGCCCAUAAAGGAACACAUGAAAACUCUCAUAGAUGCCGUUCGAACAAAAAAUAAAGAGCUGGCAUAUCAAUUUAAAUCUGAAGAAAAUUGGAGAACUCUGGAAACAUUAAUUGCCGCCAGUUCCAGUGGAUCAAGUGGAUUGGAAACGAACGCAACUGCCAGCGCCCCAACCUCCGCCACUUGGACUUGUAAGCAUUGCACUUUCAUUAAUCGCAGUGAAUUGAGUACUUGCGAAAUGUGCAGUUUACCGAGAUAAAGUCGUCAAUGAAAUUCUUUCGUACCAUCUAUCCGUGAACAAUGUGAAGAUUUUUUAUUUUCUUUUUAAUGAAUACAAUAAAAAUUAUAUUUUUUCUUUUGAGUAUUCUGCACUUCUGCUUGUAUUAUGUUGAUGAAGCUAAAAAAUCUUGUGGGAAAUUUAAGACAAUUGAGUAUUGAUUGUAAAAUAUUACUGUACUCAUAAUUAUUAUUUAAAUGGAAUAAAAACAGUGAAAUGACAAGAAUGUCGAAA